This is a messenger RNA of Pararge aegeria (speckled wood butterfly), 722 nucleotides long. RefSeq lists its product as uncharacterized. The transcript is spliced from 5 exons. Lineage: Eukaryota; Metazoa; Arthropoda; Insecta; Lepidoptera; Nymphalidae. The record is from RefSeq and is a predicted model, not a curated record. Bases 31 to 717 code for a protein of 228 amino acids.
GCCAUCGGUUGUGAACAGUAAAACGCACGAAUGCCACUCACGUAUUCGAGAUUCGCUAUUUUGAUUUUACUGAAAAGUAUAGUUUUUGGUAAUGGCACGCCGAACAGCACUACUCCGACUGCAACGAAAGCAAUUUUGGAUCUGAAACGUAGAAACGAUCUAGUCGACGAAGCAUUUCUGGAACAAAAGGAUAUUUUAUUGGAUAUGUUGGAAGCUAAGCUAAAAGAGGUACGUGACAAAAAGAAGAAAAAAAGUGAUCAGGAAGAAAAUGGAACAAUUGGGGAGUCCAGUAAAUGUGAAUUAUUGCCGGCCGAUGUGGAUUUAAAAUUGCAGGCUAAUGGAAUUGUAGCUGUAGGUGAAACAGAUGUGCAACUAAAAUUUGGAAAUUCCGGUAGUAGUAACUUGCAUUUGAAUUCAUCUGGAAUUUCCAAUGUUGGGAAAGCUAACCUUGAAUUAGAUCUCGGUGAUGGUACUGUAAACAUACCCGGACUUAGGAAUUUAUUUUUGGGUUCAACAUUCGUUCGAGGCCCAUGUGAAAGCCGUAAUGUAACCGAACCUAAAAUAGAUAAUCCACCAGUUUCACCACCCAAAGAUACUCUAAACGAUGACCAACUUAUAACAUUCCGUCGAAGUAUGGAUAGUAAUAUAGUAAAUUCAAUACCUUCAAUUGAAUCACCAAUUACAGAACCAAUACCCAAUAACGCCAGUGCUGCGUAACCAAA